UGUGUGCAUGUGUGUGUGUGUGUGUGUGUGUGUGUGUGUGUGUGAGAGAGAGAGAGAGAGAGAGAGAGAGAGUGACAUUUUGACAACUAUAUUGGGAUGUAACAUAACCAGCAUCAUGUGAUAUGAUAAAGAAUGAUCAAAUUACAUAGAUACUAAGUAUGCCAAUGUAUGUAUGUAUGUAUGCCAAUACUAAUGUAUGCCAAUGUAAAUACUUGCAGCAUUGUCUAACUGAUGUUUGAGCAUGGAGCUAGUGAAGGGAAGCCAGAAUAUAUGUAAUGCUAGGCUGAAAAUAAAAUCAUUACUACCAUCUAUGUUUAAAAGGUCUGACAGUCAAAGUAAUCUUGUUUGACUCUAGUUGGAGUCGACGUUUUUGUGCCUCUACACCUAACUUCAGUAUGCACUCUCUAUGAGAUUUAUGCACUCAGGCUCGGUAUGUAACUCCAACCAAAUAAAGGCCAAAUUGUUAAGUAAGUUCUCAAUAUUAUGCACACUGAAACAGAAAGGCCAUCAAAAGGGUUAGGCCAAUAAUAAUUGCUAUUUGUCUUCAUUCUCACAGAAACUGAUUGUUUUGUGCCCCUAGGCAAAGACCUCACCAAUGCAGUGCUCACCUGUAUUCAGAAAAUUGUCACAACAUUGUCCGAAAUUAUGUAACUUUGUUUCUGCAUUGUGUAUGCCAUUCAUGUGAAUGCCUCUCGACAUGCACCACUAAUCCAAACACUGUUGUGGACUGAGUACCCCCCAUUACAACAACACUCCCCGAUGGCAGUGGCCCCCCAGCAGGACAGUGUGCCCUGACACACAAUUACGGGCCCAAGGUGUCGACCGGGCUGAUCGGUGCAUAUCAGAAGACUCACCAGUGAUUUAUGCAAGUGGUUGAUGGAGCAAGCAGAAAAUCAGGAGAAGUAUUUGAUGAAAGAUGACACCAGUCGAAACAGUGCUCCAUCAAAGUACGAUAAAAGAGGCCAGUGGGCCAACAAGAGCGAGUUCAUUUUGUCAAUAGUCGGAGGAAUUAUUGGUCUGGGAAAUGUUUGGAGAUUUCCCUAUCUGUGCUUCAAAAAUGGAGGAGGAGUUUUCUUGUUUCCUUAUGCUUUGAUGCUGUUCACCUGUGGAAUCCCACUCUUCUUUCUGGAGGUAUCAGUGGGACAGUUGACUCGUCAGGGUGGAAUCACAUGUUGGAGGAAAAUAUGUCCUUUAUUUGAAGGCUUAGGCUAUGGCACUCAACUGCUUGUGUUAUACACUGUCACGUAUUACAUCGUCAUCCUGGCCUGGGCCUUCCUCUUCCUAUUCUCCUCCUUUCACACUGUACUCCCCUGGACCAGCUGUAACAACACCUGGAACACAGCAGCGGACUGUGUGGAUUACCAGCUGAAUCAUUCAUCGAAUGGAGACAUUUCUCAAAAUACAACUUCUUCAGUCGUAGAGUUCUGGCAGAGGAGAAUCCUAGGUUUGUCUGGAGGAAUUGAAGAGAUGGGAAGUAUCCGCUGGGACCUGGCUGGAUGUCUGCUGCUAAGCUGGGUUAUAUGUUACUUCUGCGUCUGGAAAGGAGUCAAGUCAUCAGGAAAGGUCGUGUACUUCACAGCCACAUUCCCUUAUGUGAUGAUAUUUGCUUUGCUGAUCCGUGGCGUGACACUUCCAGGGGCCAUAGAUGGUAUUCGAUUUUACCUCUCUCCUGAUCCGACGCGCCUGGCUGAUCCACAGGUGUGGAUGGAUGCUGGGAGCCAGAUCAUGUUCUCUUAUGCUGUCUGCAUAGGCUGUUUGCCAGCUUUGGGAAGCUACAACAAAUACAACAACGACUGCUACAAGGAUGCAUUUGCCCUGUGCCUGCUAAACAGCGUGACCAGCUUUGUCUCUGGCUUUGCAGUCUUCUCUGUCCUCGGCUUCAUGUCUUAUGAGCUGGGUGUCGACAUUGAAACAGUGGCUGAAUCGGGUCCUGGCCUGGCUUUCAUUGCCUAUCCUCGGGCAGUCGCCAUGAUGCCUCUUCCCCAACUCUGGGCUGCCUGCUUCUUUAUUAUGAUAAUCUUCCUUGGAUUGGACAGUGAGUUUGUGUGUCUUGAAGGCCUGGUCACAUGCAUAUCUGACAUGUAUCCAUCCUUCUUCUUCACUGGUCAUCGACGCAAACUUCUUCUGCUGGUCAUCUGUAGUGUAUCCUUCGUCAGUGGUCUCUUUAUGGUCACUGAGGGAGGACUCUAUGUGUUUCAGCUGUUUGACUACUACGCCUGCAGUGGGAUCCCAUUGAUUUCUUUUGCCAUUUUGGAGUAUGUUUGUGUAGGAUGGGUCUACGGUGCUGAUCGUUUCUACAAUAAUAUUACGGACAUGAUUGGCUACCGCCCACUACCUUAUAUGAAAUAUUGUUGGAAGUACGUUUCUCCAAUUGCAACUACAGGCAUUUUGCUCUCCUUUCUGGUUAAAUUCAGCCCUCUGAGAUAUAACAACGCCUACGAGUACCCCAGGUGGGGACAUGCCCUCGGGCUGUUGCUUGCGUUCUCUUCAGUAAUCAUGGCACCGCUGUGGUUUUUCUACAGUCUGGCUGUAACUCCAGGAACACUAAGACAGAGACUGAAAGCGAUGACGACUCCAGCAGACGAUCUGCUCAGAGCACCACUGGGGAGAACUCUCAGUUCUGUAACCUGUCCUCCACACAAAGAUCAUGAACUGUGUGCUCUGAACAGACGCGCAGCACAAAAUUCUGGACCCUGUAUCUAGACAUUCUCUAUAGGCCCUCACCUAAAGCUACGAUUUCACCCAUGUACAUUCAGUGUAGUACCCACUGAAUCCGAGGUCACUGUACCUAAACACGAAAUCUGUUUUUCAUUUCCACUGCCAACAAAAUUGGUGUUAACUCUAGAGCAUGUGAUGCAUUUAUUAACUGACAGUGAUCUUUGCUGUUAAUUACUGUUUUUCCCCUGCUCACAUUCAAAGUCUAUUUUCUGCCGCUUGCCCCGUCUUGCUCAACCACACGCUCGCUAUGCAGAGCUCGCAGGUUUUUCUUUCUUGUUCCAGCAAGGUAGCGAACAAGGAUGCUGGCAGCAAGACAAAAAUCAGCUGUCAAAAAUCUGAACUGAUCUUCAAUGCUUGGCAAAAACAAGGCUUUAGUAUCUCCUCCUCCUCGUGUUUGGCGUCCUCCUUGUAUGUUGCCAGUAAGAAGGUUGAGCUGUAUUCUUUUGUUUUGGCCGUUUCAUAUCUGAGAGCUCGUCUUUGCCAUGUGCAGUUUUGGUGUUGUGAUUUUACUACCUGCGUGUGCCAUCCAUUAGCCUUUGGGUUCAUGGUAAAGACAUGUUUUGGGAGGUGUGUCUUUAGGGUUACUUACUUUCAUUUACGCUGUUCUCUCCUAGCACUUUGUAUGUGCAGAAACAUUGUGCCUCUGUGCCUGUUACUUUGUUUUUCUGUAACACUUUGCACAAUAGUUGUUAAGUGCCUUAAUCAGUAGGUAGUGUUUAUUUACACUAAUAUCUCAGAGUUAGAUUACUAUAACCGGAAGAUCUAAACUAUAUUAAUCCACAGGUGUCUCAGGUGUUUCGGGGAUGAUAAUAAUGGGAUGAAUGCAGAUACAUUUGGUGUGUGUUGUUGUUUCAGUUAUUGCUUUUAUUAGUCUUAAGGUUUGCAUACAGUUUUAAAAGGAGUCGAGAAUAGUUCAAUAAAACUCUGAGUGCAGCUUUA
Acanthopagrus latus (yellowfin seabream) is the source of this 3657-nucleotide messenger RNA. RefSeq names its product sodium- and chloride-dependent GABA transporter 2-like. The transcript has 15 exons. The record is from RefSeq and is a predicted model, not a curated record. Gene Ontology annotation, cellular component: membrane. NCBI's taxonomy places the organism in Eukaryota, Metazoa, Chordata, Actinopteri, Spariformes, Sparidae. Gene Ontology annotation, biological process: sodium ion transmembrane transport. The coding region runs from base 877 to 2703 and encodes 608 amino acids.